Molecule: messenger RNA, 5071 nt
Organism: Grammomys surdaster
Lineage: Eukaryota; Metazoa; Chordata; Mammalia; Rodentia; Muridae
Gene: Col22a1
Product: collagen type XXII alpha 1 chain
Exons: 64
Coding region: 90-4931 (1613 amino acids)
Source: RefSeq, a predicted model, not a curated record
AGGACACAAGCCCAGACUGGACCCCUUGAACAUCUCCCUGGCAGGAAAUGCUCCACUAGACUCCUGAAGUAUCUCUUCCUGAUCAAGAUAUGCCUGUCUCCAAGAGCAGGAGAGCCGUGACUAUCCCCAGAGGGAAUCCUUUGGCUUACCUUCUGUGGAUUCUACUACUUUGGGGAGGGGAUGGUGGCUGUCAGGCCCAGCGUGCAGGUUGCAAAAGUGUGCAGUAUGAUCUGGUCUUCCUCCUGGACACGUCUUCCAGUGUGGGCAAGGAGGACUUUGAGAAGGUCCGCCAGUGGGUAGCCAACUUGGUAGACACCUUUGAGGUGGGCCCUGGCCACACCCGUGUGGGGGUUGUGCGCUACAGUGACCGGCCCACUACAGCCUUUGAACUGGGCCACUUCAGCUCCCGUGAGGAGGUGAAGGCUGCAGCGAGGCGCAUCACCUACCAUGGUGGUAACACGAACACUGGCGACGCACUGCGUUAUAUCACCAGCCGUAGCUUCUCUGCCCAGGCAGGCGGCAGGCCUGGGAAUCGUGCCUUCAAGCAGGUGGCUAUCCUGCUGACCGAUGGCCGUAGCCAGGACUUGGUGUUGGAUGCUGCAGCAGCUGCCCAUGCAGCCGGCAUCCGCAUUUUCGCUGUUGGUGUGGGUGCAGCGUUAAAGGAGGAGCUGGAUGAGAUCGCUUCAGAACCCAAGUCUGCGCAUGUCUUCCAUGUUUCUGACUUCAAUGCCAUUGACAAGAUCCGUGGCAAGCUGAGGCGUCGGCUUUGUGAAAAUGUACUCUGCCCUAGUGUCCGGGUAGAAGGAGAUCGGUUUAAACACACCAAUGGAGGAACCAAGGAAAUCACAGGUUUUGACUUGAUGGAUUUGUUCAGUGUGAAGGAAAUCUUGGGGAAGAGAGAAAACGGAGCCCAGAGUUCCUAUGUACGGAUGGGUUCCUUCCCUGUGGUGCAGAGAACUGAAGAUGUGUUCCCCCAAGGUCUACCUGAUGAGUAUGCCUUUGUCACAACUUUCCGGUUCCGGAAAACAUCACGAAAAGAAGAUUGGUACAUCUGGCAAGUCAUUGACCAGUAUGGCAUCCCACAGGUAUCUAUCCGGCUGGAUGGUGAGAACAAGGCAGUUGAGUACAACGCUGUGGGUGCCAUGAAGGAUGCUGUCCGGGUGGUCUUCCGAGGCCCCCGAGUUGAUGACCUCUUUGACCGUGAGUGGCACAAGAUGGCUUUAAGCAUCCAGGCCCAGAAUGUGUCCCUCUACAUUGACUGUAUGCUGGUUCAGACGCUGCCCAUUGAGGAGAGGGAGAACAUCGACAUCCAGGGCAAGACUGUGAUUGGCAAACGUCUCUAUGACAGCGUGCCCAUUGAUUUUGACCUGCAGCGGAUUGUGAUUUACUGUGACUCGAGACAUGCCGAGCUGGAGACUUGCUGUGACAUCCCAUUGGGCCCGUGUCAGGUGACUGUGGUGACAGAGCCUCCACCUGCGCCUCCACAGUUGCCCACCCCAGGGAGUGAACAGAUUGGGUUCUUGAAGACCAUCAACUGCUCAUGCCCAGCUGGAGAAAAGGGUGAAAGGGGCUUUGCUGGCCCUGUGGGGCUCCCUGGUCAGAAGGGAGAUGCAGGACCCAUUGGAUUAAUGGGUUUUCCUGGACCCAAGGGAGAAAAAGGAGACACUGGGAGAGGACCCUUCAUGCAUGGGGAAAAGGGUGAGAAGGGAUCCCUGGGCCCACCUGGGCCCCCUGGAAGAGAUGGGAGUAAAGGCAUGAGAGGGGAGCCAGGAGAGUUGGGCGAGCCGGGGCUGCCUGGAGAAGUAGGCAUGCGGGGGCCCCAGGGACCACCUGGACUACCAGGACCUGCUGGACAAGUUGGAGCUCCAGGUCUUCGAGGAGAACAAGGUGAAAGGGGACCUCCAGGAGAAAAGGGGGAGCGAGGCUUGGAUGGAUUCCCUGGGAAGCCUGGAGAGACUGGAGAGCAGGGAAGACCUGGACCUCCUGGUGUGGCAGGACUGCAGGGAGAGAAGGGAGAUGUGGGGCCUGCUGGACCCCCUGGUGUGCCAGGCUCUGUGGUGCAGAGAGAAGGUCUGAAGGGCGAGCAGGGAGCCCCUGGACCAAGAGGUCACCAAGGCCUACCUGGACCUCCAGGAGCACCUGGUUUGAUUGGUCCAGAAGGCAGAGAUGGACCUCCAGGGCCUCAAGGUCUCCGAGGGAAGAAAGGUGAAGUGGGUCCACCAGGAACCCCAGGAGCGCUGGGACCACAGGGCCCACCUGGACCACCCGGUGUUCCAGGGCCCCCUGGACCUGGAGGACCCCCGGGUUUACCUGGAGAGCUCGGCUUCCCGGGAAAACCUGGGCCUGCUGGGCAAAUGGGGAUACCUGGAAAGGAUGGGCUGAAUGGACCACCAGGCCUGCCUGGCUCCAAGGGAGAACCAGGGGACCCUGGUGAAAGUGGAGUGCCUGGACUGCCAGGACCUCGGGGUGAAGUUGGGGAGCAGGGCCUUGCAGGUCAUCCUGGUGAGAAGGGAGAAGUUGGCCUUCCGGGUGCUCCAGGCUUCCCAGGAGUACGUGGAGAGAAAGGAGACCAGGGAGAAAAAGGUGAACUGGGACUUCCAGGUCCGAAAGGUGCCCAAGGAGAAAAGGGUGAGGUUGGUCCAGCAGGUCCCCCUGGCUUACCUGGAACUCCAUCAAUGUUCACACCACAUCCAAAAAUGCCAGGAGAGCAAGGGCCUAAAGGCGAAAAGGGUGACCCUGGCGAGCCUGGAGCCCUGGGACCACAGGGCCAUCCUGGAGAAUGGGGUCCUCGGGGACCCAUUGGACCUCCGGGUGCCAAGGGGCAUGAUGGUGCACAAGGUCCUCCUGGAGCAGCUGGAAACCCUGGUGCUCCGGGACCUGCAGGACCUCCAGGUCUCAGUGGCCCGCCAGGAAGUUUGGGUCCCCCUGGUGUCAGAGGCACCCCUGGGAAAGAUGGGGAGCGUGGAGAAAAGGGAACAGCAGGGGAAGAAGGCAGUCCGGGGCCAGCUGGUCCACGGGGAGAUCCUGGUGCUCCUGGCCUCCCUGGACCACCAGGAAAAGGGAAGGAUGGGGAGCCGGGACUACGUGGACCACCUGGGCUACCUGGUCCCUUAGGAACCAAGGGUGACCGAGGAACACCUGGGAUCCCUGGCUCUCCUGGUAGUCGUGGCGACCCAGGCAUUGGAGUUGCUGGUCCACCCGGCCCCUCGGGACGACCAGGAGAUAAAGGACCCCCGGGAUCUCGAGGCUUACCUGGAUUCCCCGGCCCCCAGGGACCAGCUGGCCAGGACGGUGCACCAGGAAACCCAGGAGAAAGAGGUCCUCCUGGAAAACCAGGCCCUUCUUCACUGCUGUCUCCAGAGGACAUAAAUCUCUUAGUAAAGGAUGUGUGCAACGACUGUCCUCCUGGUCCCCCAGGCCUCCCAGGUCUGCCAGGUUUCAAAGGGGACAAAGGUCUUCCAGGAAAACCAGGGAGAGAAGGGGCAGAAGGCAAAAAGGGAGAUACCGGGCCCCCAGGCCUCCCUGGGCCUCCUGGAGUAGCUGGACCACAGGGAAGCCAAGGAGAACGUGGUGCAGAGGGUGAGGUGGGACAGAAAGGCGAUCAGGGUCACCCUGGAGUUCCAGGCUUCAUGGGCCCACCAGGGAAUCCUGGGCCACCAGGAGCAGAUGGAAAUGCAGGUGUAGCAGGACCACCAGGACCUCAAGGGCCCCCGGGCAAAGAAGGCCCUCCUGGUCCCCAAGGGCCAUCUGGCAUUCCAGGAAUCCCAGGAGAAGAAGGCAAACAGGGAAGAGAUGGAAAGCCAGGUCCCCCUGGAGAACCGGGUAAGACAGGAGAGCCAGGCCUAUCAGGAGCAGAAGGAGCCAGAGGUCCACCGGGCUUCAAGGGACACACAGGUGAUCCUGGCCCACCUGGUCUGAGGGGAGAACCCGGUAUGACAGGCCCCCCUGGAAGGGAAGGAUCACCAGGAAAAGAUGGAGACACAGGACCUGCUGGACCACAGGGUCCUAGAGGAGCAAGGGGACCACCGGGCAGCAGUGGAUCACCUGGAUCUCCAGGAGACCCUGGCCGUCCAGGAGCCCCAGGCCAGAAGGGAAACAAAGGAGAGAGUGGAAGCCCAGGACUUCCAGGGUUUCUGGGUCCCCGUGGGCCUCCGGGAGAAGCAGGAGAGAUAGGAGCUCCAGGAAAGGAGGGUGCUCCUGGGAAGCCUGGAGAGCCAGGAUCCAAAGGAGAGAGGGGAGACCCUGGGAUCAAAGGUGACAAAGGACCACCAGGUGGGAAGGGCCAGCCUGGAGACCCUGGAACCCCAGGCCACAAAGGUCAUACUGGCCUAAUGGGUCCCCAAGGACAACCAGGGGAGAGUGGCCCUCCUGGGCCCCCAGGGCCACCUGGCCAGCCAGGAUUUCCAGGACUGCGGGGCGAGUCUCCAUCCAUUGACACCUUACGGCGCCUCAUUCAGGAAGAGCUUGGGAAGCAGCUAGAAGCCAAACUUGCCUACCUCCUGGCCCAGAUGCCUCCAACACACAUGAAGUCCUCUCAAGGCAGACCCGGGCCCCCUGGACCUCCUGGGAAAGAUGGGCUGCCAGGCCGGACAGGCCCCAUGGGUGAACCAGGCCGUCCUGGCCAAGGUGGUCUGGAAGGACCCUCUGGACCAAUGGGCCCCAAAGGUGAAAGAGGAGCCAAAGGUGACCCUGGCACACCUGGAGUUGGCCUCCGAGGAGAGAUGGGCCCCCCUGGAAUACCAGGCCAACCUGGGGAACCUGGAUAUGCUAAAGAUGGACUUCCAGGAAGCCCUGGCCCUCAAGGAGAGACAGGACCAGCUGGACAUCCUGGCCCUCCUGGUCCUCCCGGCCCCCCUGGCCAGUGUGACCCCUCCCAGUGUGCAUACUUUGCAAGUCUUGCUGCCCGGCCAAGUAACGUGAAGGGCCCAUAGAAGAUUCUAGAACAUCAAAACACUACUAUGGAUUUCUGAAACUUGAACUCGGAGCCCAUUGGGAAGCCAGAAGCCUUGAAACAUUUCAGAACCUCCUUUUCUCUCCCCUUCUUACCUCCCACCUUUUCUUCCUGCCUCCU